UUUGACAAACACAGUUGUAGACUCGAUUGAAUAAUGACAGAAGUGUGAUAGAGACAGAUCAUACGUAAUAAAAUAGACAUUUGUAUUUCUAAAAAGAAUUUAACCGAACAUCGCAUUCACACACACGUUUUUCUUACAUAGCUUGUUAAGUCUGUUGAUAAGUGAGAGUCAAUUUAAAGGUUUAUUCAAGUUGUCAUUUAAAAUAAUUCUAUUUCUAGACUCAGUCAACACUGCAAGAUUUAUUGUUGUUUGGUAAAUCAAUUAAUCCUAAUUAGUUUAUUAAAAAUGAGUCACCCAUUAUUAUCCUCGUGGCUGAUUUGAGAAUAACAACAAACAUUCGCAAGUAAUGGAGUGAUUUCGAAAUCACUUUAAAACGUCAAUAAACACUAAUUACUUACGUAUUUUAAAAAUAUGGAAGAUGAACAGACAAGUGGUAGAGAAGCUAACAAAAUUUGUGGUGUUUGUGGAGACCGAGCUUUGGGAUAUAAUUUUAAUGCUGUGUCAUGUGAAAGCUGCAAAGCUUUUUUCAGGAGAAAUGCCCUAAAAAAUAAGGAUCUUAGGUGUCCAUUUUCUGAGAACUGUAAUGUCACACCUGUAACUCGGCGAUUUUGUCAAAAAUGCCGGCUGGACAAGUGUUUCAGUAUCGGCAUGAGGAAGGAGUAUAUAAUGACAGAAGAAGACAAGGUCCUCAAGCGACAGAAAGUGGAGCAAAAUAGAGCAAAAAAAAGGUCGUCUGAGGAGCUAAGAGGUCCCAAAAUGAAGAGAGAAAUUAUUGAAGAUGCUAACUUUGACGACACUUCAAUGUCAGUUGCUUCAGUAGCUUCAACAGUGUCUGAGACUUACUUCUGGGAGUCUGAUAAAAAGUACACUGACUUAGACGGGAACAGAGAGCGUACUAUUGAGAGUAUGAGUCCAACCACUGCUGCAAGUGUACCUAGUCCUUCUAGCCCUCCAGAGAACCGAGAUAUAAUUGGUUCUAAAACACUAGACAUGCUUAAAGAUUCAGCGCAGCCGAGUCAGUCAUUUCAAAAAUGCAAUCCUCAUUUAUCUACAAAGAAUCCUUGCAGUUCAGAGAAACUUAUUACGUGUAAUGAGUCACUGAAUAAUAAAGAGUAUUCUCACCUUGAUAAUUGUGGAGAUACUGGCAGGUUAGAAGAAAAUAAUGUAAUUGAAGAUAAAAGUACAGAGCUUGUACGUUUAUCAAGAGACAGACCUGAAAGUUCUGUGAUUGAAGAUUGUACAAAAAAUGGACAUAAAAAUUCAUCAAUUUUUGCUGAAAAAUUGACGAUAAAAUCAGACUUUUUUAUUAAAAUUCUCCAAGAUAAUCCUCAACUGGUUGCUAAAUUAUUAGAAGACAAAAGUACUGUUACUAAGAUGAUGUCAGAGCCGCAAGUUGCAAUUAUGUUAGCGAAUGAUCCACAGGUAUCGAGGCUUUUAGAGCUUGAUAGUGAUGAGUCUAGUAAAUCAAAUAAUUUAACAACUAGUAGAGGCUCUAAUAAUAUUAUUUGUAAUUUAUUGGAUUCAGAGCAACAAAAUAGUGAUAAUCCUAUUUUAACUAAUUUAAUUACAAGCCAUAAGUCUAGUGAAAGUGAUAAUAAAGUUGAUGAGUUCAAUGGUAGGAAUGACUGGAGUAGAGAAACCGAUGAUGUUACUAGGGAUGUAGUUCAAGAUGUUCAAAGAAUUCCUAUAGCGGCAAAUUCGAUAGAAUCGAUACUCUGUGAGGCUAUUAAAUUAGAAUUUUCAGCUUAUUCUGCGUUAAGAGGGAAUCAAAAUAGUCGGGAAUUGAAUGAUGCUGAACGGGCUAAAUUAAAUGAGUUAAUUGUUGCUAAUAAAGCACUGCUUGCGCCUUUAGAUGAUGAUAUUACGAAUUUGAUUGGUGAAGAAUGUAGAUUCAAGGGUACUGCCGAAUAUUCUGAUCCGAUGCUUUUAGAUGUUAUCAAUUUGACAGCGGUGGCUAUUAGAAGAUUAAUAAAAAUGGCUAAAAAAAUAAAUGCCUUCAAAAAUAUGUGCCAGGAAGAUCAACUAGCUCUUUUAAAAGGCGGUUGCACUGAAAUGAUGAUCUUGCGGUCAGCAUUGAAUUAUGAUUCUGAUAAAAAUAUGUGGAAAAUACCUCACAGUCAAGAAAAAAUGUCGAAAAUAAAAGUUGAAGUACUGAAAGAAGCUAAAGGUAAUCUUUAUUCUGAACAUGCAAGAUUUGUUGGAACUUUUGAUCCUCGUUGGCGAGAUGAAAAUAUUAUUUUAAUACUAAGUGCCAUUGCUUUAUUUACACCUGAUAGACCACGUGUUGUUCACAGCGACGUAAUUAAAUUAGAACAGAAUUCUUAUUAUUAUUUAUUAAGAAGGUAUUUAGAAAGUAUAUACCCAGGAUGUGAAGCAAAAUCAACGUUUUUAAAGCUCAUACAAAAAAUAUCCGAGCUUCACAGGCUUAAUAAUGAAGUUGUAGAUGUCUAUUUAAAUGUAAACCCUUCAAGUGUUGAGCCACUAUUAAUUGAAAUAUUCGAUUUAAAUCACUAGCGUACUGCUGAGCAAUUUUAUAAUGUAUUAUUAUAGUUAAAA
Cotesia glomerata is the source of this 2556-nucleotide messenger RNA. RefSeq names its product nuclear hormone receptor HR96 (gene Hr96). The coding region runs from base 412 to 2514 and encodes 700 amino acids. Gene Ontology annotation, molecular function: nuclear receptor activity; zinc ion binding; RNA polymerase II cis-regulatory region sequence-specific DNA binding. Lineage: Eukaryota; Metazoa; Arthropoda; Insecta; Hymenoptera; Braconidae. The transcript has 5 exons. The record is from RefSeq and is a predicted model, not a curated record. Gene Ontology annotation, biological process: negative regulation of transcription by RNA polymerase II; positive regulation of transcription by RNA polymerase II; cell differentiation.